Messenger RNA from Lepisosteus oculatus (spotted gar), 847 nucleotides. Lineage: Eukaryota; Metazoa; Chordata; Actinopteri; Semionotiformes; Lepisosteidae. The record is from RefSeq and is a predicted model, not a curated record.
CAUUCAAAUGAACACACGACCGUGUACCUUAACCCAAGCUACAAGAUUUUCACUUUUUCAAAGCACCAUGUGUGGCAAACUUUCAGUCAGCGUGCUUAUCAUGUGCCUGGCUUUAGCUACGCUCCUGGAAGGGAAAAGCGUCCCUAUGGAGCUCCGCUGUCAGUGCAUCGGAAAGAAGGAAAGUCGGUUCAUCCAUCCAAAACAUAUUGAAAAUGUGGAGCUUUUUCCCAGAGGACCUCACUGCAAAAAUGCCGAAAUCAUCGCUACUCUGAAGACUGGCAAGCGUAUCUGCGUGGAGCCGACUGCCCCCUGGGUCAAAGUUGUGAUCAAGGCCAUGAUGAAAAAGUAACUGUUGCCUGUACGUUGAAUCACAUGGCCCGUUUUUUAAGAAUUGGGAAUGAGCUCUGGAUACUGUAGCGGGCUAUCCUUUUUUUUAAUAAGCUGUAUAGGUGUGUGUAGAGGGAGAGAACUGGUCGGCAGAGCUUGAAGCUUUUAUUGCCUCGAAUAACAGGUUCGUGCAAGGGGGAGGGGGUACACCACCCCGUCUUUUUUAUAGAUGGGGAGGAAUGAGCUUUCUUAGGGGAGAAAGGGAAAAUACCAAGGAAGAGUCCAGGAAAAUCAUCACUGGUGGGCGGAGCGCUGCAAUCCUAUAGCGGUGUAAACAUCUGGAUUUUUUAUACCGGGGAUGUCUGAGACAGUGUUCUACAUUUUCUGAGAUAGUUGAGUUGUUGAAAUGUCUUAUAUUCAAAUUGUGGUUUGUAUAUAUACAUAGUACAUACAAAUUGUAUCACAUAGAAAUGCACACAUUGUAUCUCAUAGAAAUGCUUAAGUUAGGAAAAUAACUGCA